Molecule: messenger RNA, 1452 nt
Organism: Bursaphelenchus xylophilus (pine wood nematode)
Lineage: Eukaryota; Metazoa; Nematoda; Chromadorea; Rhabditida; Aphelenchoididae
Source: the annotation of a GenBank genome assembly
AUGAUCGUAAGUCGAAGACGACGUUGAAAGACAAGUUUCAGCGAUUCUUUGUUUCGAGCUUGUUGGUUGUUCCCAUCUUUUCCACUUUGACUGGCCAGGAUUCUGAUGACAUCAACAGGAAUGGUCUGUCUGAACCAAAAGACCCUCCGUCUGACCCCGUAGAUAUCCGACGUCGCGGAUAUAUACCGGAUCCCCUAAGAAUGCGGACGGCUAAGAAGCGUACCAGAGAUCACUAUGACCUCACCGUGAAAAUCCCAGAGAACUUUGACGCGGCGGAAAAUUGGCCUGAAUGUGCUGACGUCAUCAACAACAUCCGUGAUCAGUCCAACUGCGGCUCUUGCUGGGCCGUAGCUGCGGCGGGCGUCAUCUCCGACAGGAUUUGUAUUUCCACAAAAGGAAAAUACAAAGUCUCAAUCUCCAGCAUUGCGACAGCUUCAUGCGGUGGAAGAGACGGGUAGGCAGACAAAUCCUCAAUAUUUAGGGAGGUUCCCGAUUGCGACGCUCAGAUGUUGAUGAAACUUGGCAUAAAUUUGGAUUUAUAGUACGUUUUCUAGAACAGAUGGGAGUAUACCUUUCUUGUUAUGAAAAGUUUUUUUACCAGUUCCUACCGUAAUGGGUAAUGUUUCUUCAAAAAAAUCAUUUCUUUCGGCAUAAAACUAGCAAGAAUAUAGCCAAGAAUCGUAUAUCUCUCUAAAUUAAACCUUCACGAAUUUCUAUGUGGCGUAAUGCCCGAAGUAUGUGCAAAAUGAAAAAAAAAUAUCUGAGCGUCGCACUUGAGGCCCUUCCCUUGCAAUAUGUUUGUAAUACACUGAUCUUCAGAUGCCAUGGGGGCGGCGAAUUUAUAGCUUUCCACGAAUUUAUUGCUGAUGGCCUUCCAACGGGCUCAGAAGUCGACAAGCAUGAAGGUUGCCAGCCUUAUCCCUUCAAGAAGUGUGCUCAUCACAUCAAUUCCACCGUAUACCCACCUUGCGACUCAAUUCCCAGCGGGCAUGCCGACACAUGCUCGCACAAAUGUCAAGCUGGCUAUCCGAGGAAGUACGAGGAUGAUUUGUUUUUCGGCAAAGAUGAAUACAUCCUGUUGAACGAAGAGGCAACUCAACGAGAAAUCCUUGCCAAUGGGUCCGUUUUUAGGCUUUUUCUGCUACGACAGUUUUGAUAAUUACACAGGGGGAAUUUAUCAGGUGAGUUUUGGACGGAGUUAAACUUACCGUUUAGCACGAUCCUGACGAGACGAAAGGCGGCGGGCACGCCGUGCGCAUCGUUGGUGAGAACGGAACAAAGUACUGGAAAAUUGCGAACAGUUGGAACGAAGGCUGGGGCGAGCACGGCUUCCUCCGCAUUAUCAGGGGCAUUGAUGACGGUGGCAUAGACAGUUUGAAUGCCGCUGUUUCGAUUGACACUGAUCGUCUUCCGAAGAAGUGGGCAACUUACGCACCCCGUUCAAGAGUUUGA